Messenger RNA from Penicillium manginii, 2037 nucleotides. RefSeq lists its product as uncharacterized. Gene Ontology annotation, molecular function: DNA-binding transcription factor activity, RNA polymerase II-specific; zinc ion binding; DNA binding. Gene Ontology annotation, biological process: DNA-templated transcription; regulation of DNA-templated transcription. Gene Ontology annotation, cellular component: nucleus. NCBI's taxonomy places the organism in Eukaryota, Fungi, Ascomycota, Eurotiomycetes, Eurotiales, Aspergillaceae. Bases 1 to 2037 code for a protein of 678 amino acids. The record is from RefSeq and is a predicted model, not a curated record. The transcript is spliced from 4 exons.
AUGGCGACUACUCGUCGAAAUGGACAGCUCUCCUCAUGUGAGCCAUGCCGCAAAUCCAAACUUAGGUGCGAUCACACAUUGCCGAUUUGUGGCCGUUGCACCCGCCGAGAUCUCCGGGGAGAAUGCAUCUACCAUCCGGCACCUCUGACCCGUCUUGAUGUGCAACGACCGAGCAGAAGACGAGUCCAAAAAGAAAAUGCAAAUCGAGAUCACCAUACUACCUUUCAAUCUGAAAGUCGAAAUUGGAACCAAAAAAUGCACUCGGUUUCAUUCCCCGGGUUUCUUGGGGACACGAGCUAUUCAAAUACUUUGACCGAUGCAGCCAGUGAGUUUCUUCUGGAGGGUCAUUCAACAAAUCAGGAGGAAAAUGUUCCCAUGGACUCAAAGAGAGUCUACUUGGGUGCCCAAGUUCUCAGUCUUCUGGAUGAUCUCCCUUUCUAUCGAGAUGUUGUGAGCGCGCGAUUCAAGCUCUGGGAAGGAUGGUGUCUGGGCUGGCCACUAACUAUCAUGAUCUUCGAUAUUAUGGAAGAGAUGUGGUGUCUAUUACAAAGCGACCCAAUCGAUAAAAAUAUCCAUGCUUUGAAACUAUCGAAGGAAAUGUUCCAAACCCACGCACGUCCAUUCAAAACCCCGGCAAACAUGCCCUGGUCUGAUUUUAAGCAUGCCCUUUCCGGGAGGUGGGAAACGGUCGGGCUGAUGUUUUGCAUCACUGGCCUGUCAACUGAGUGGCUAUCGGAAGAUGAUCCUAUAUUCCAACAGCCCGGAUCUACCGAUCCUCGAAGCCUGGCAACAAUGGCCAGUGCUGUAAGUGAUAUUUGCCUUCAAUUUUGCGACGGUGCAGGAAUCAUCAACGAUAUCGUUUGUUGGUUACUUAUGCAUCAAACUACUCUACUGACUACCGUAUAUGGAGAUAGCGAUCCUCGGCCCUGGAGAAAGCUCGGGGAGCUGACGACCACUGUCUUUGCAUUGGGACUUCACCAAGAGCCCAGCUACCAGCUGCCUCUAUAUCUGGCCGAACUUCGAAAACGUACAAUGGUAGCUACCUUUAGCAUUGACAAGAUCUUGGCCACGUUUUUAGGCAGACCGCCUUUGGUCAGUUGGCGGUACUGUGAAAUCCAAUUUCCCCUUGACCUAAGCUUUGAGGAAAUGCUUUUAGAGCCUUCUUUAGUACAAGAAAAGGUUCUUUGUUUAGAGAAAAAUGGAGGCUGGAAUGACGAGGGAACUAUCAGAAAAGGGGCAUGGGCUAGGGUCAGUUUAUUCAAAAGCAUCCUCCGUGAGAAAGUCUUAGAGCUGUCAUUAAGCUAUCGAGUCGAGGAUAUACGCAGCAAAGCUGAAUAUCUUCUGGAAGAGAACCGAAAACUUCGCAUGUCUCUUCCAAAUUUCCUCCAAUGGAGCUCCGAAGGACAUCUUGAUGUGGCAGCUCCUAUAGUCGAAGAUAGGAUAGUAUUUUCGCUUCAUCUUGAUAUCCUCUACAACGACUUUUUGCUGUAUCGCACUAUACAAAAGUGGACACAUACUCAACCAGGCGCUAUCAUAGAAACGUCUCGAGAAAUGCUAAGUGCUCUUCUCUCUAUGGUGGCGAGGUUGUCUCGGCUAGGUCAUCCAGUCUUUGAUAUGGGAUUCAAUCUCUGCUACUUUGGCUUACCUGCUGCUGGGAUAUUGUCCGCAGAGCUUCUUCGGAGGUCUCGCUCCAUUGUUUCGGAUAGCAAUAUCCAUUUCCCUCGCUCGGAGAUUAUCCAAAGCUUGAGUAUAUUCUCAUCUCAUUUAGGCACCUUUAUUCCGUUCUAUGAAGGAAAUUAUCGCAUCUCUCAGCCAGGCCAAAGGGUGAUUCGUCAUAUUUUGGAUCAGGUUCUCUCCUACAGUGGUCCUGUCGCCACGGGUAUUACCAAAUCCUCUGAACUGCCAGAACAAGAGCUUCCAGUCGGUGAUCUACUGAACGAGGUUGAUGCCGAUGAUCGUGAUUUAUUUCUGGAUUGGAUAGAUGGGACAGUCGAGCAUAAGUCUGACUCCUGGCUGAGAUGGGUCAAUUUCAAUUAA